Episyrphus balteatus (marmalade hoverfly) is the source of this 5557-nucleotide messenger RNA. RefSeq names its product protein lev-9-like. The record is from RefSeq and is a predicted model, not a curated record. NCBI's taxonomy places the organism in Eukaryota, Metazoa, Arthropoda, Insecta, Diptera, Syrphidae. The coding region runs from base 116 to 2029 and encodes 637 amino acids. The transcript has 9 exons. Gene Ontology annotation, cellular component: extracellular region. Gene Ontology annotation, molecular function: peptidase inhibitor activity.
GAGCAAAAAUAAAGGGGAAUUUGUUUGAAUAACGCCCCAACUACUUCUUAGUUUGUUGUAAAGUUGUUAAUGUCAUUUGAUUCUGUUUAUUUUCCAAAAGUUUAAAGUGAAUAAAAUGAAGAGCGAUAUAUUAAUAACCUUACUGUUUUGUACCAUAUUCAAUGGAGGUCUCUCUGCAUCAUCGAGUUCAGAAGACGCUUUGGUUUAUGAAAAAGAAGACUUGGACAGUAGUCAAGAUUCUUCAGAAGCAGACGACGAUAGUAAAAUUUAUAAAAAUCCUAGAAACUCGCCAUCUGUUGAUUGCCCAAGAGAUGAAGAGCAGGCAACAUUAUUUGGUCAGAAAUGCCUAAGAAAAUGCUCCUCCGAUGAAGAUUGCAAAAGUAAAAAGAAAAAAUGUCUUUGUGAUGGCGUUUGUGGAAUGUCUUGUAUAAAACCAGAUAGAGAAUGUCCGGAACUUUCACAACCUCUAAUUGGCACUGUGUCUAUAGCCGGUCGAAAUUUUGGAGCUUCUGCAAACUAUGCAUGUCCAAAAGGAUAUCAUGUAGUUGGAUUGGAAAGUCGGUUAUGUCAGGCUGAUGGAAAUUGGGCGGGCGUGGAACCUGCGUGCAAACAAAACAUAUAUUGUCUUGUUCCUCCUACAAUUGAACAUGCUAGGCAUUCCGCUUUACCGGUGCAAGGAACAUUUGAUUUAGAUUCAACAGUCCAAUACCAUUGUUUUAACGGAUUCGUCACAAACGGAUUUCCAAGAGCAAAAUGCUUGGCAAUUGAUGGACAAGCAAGUUGGUAUGGUCCAGAUAUUCAAUGUGAAGCUAGAUCAUGUGGACUGCCUGAAGACCCAUCUUACGGUUGGCAUGUUGGAGAAUGCUAUACAUUUGGAUGCCGUGUAGUUUAUAAUUGUGGCAACGGAUAUGAACUUGUUGGUAAACACGAACGAUAUUGUCAAGCAAAUGGUUCAUGGACACCAAAGGAACUUCCGACUUGUGUGUUUGUGGCCUCUGUAGUGUGUCCAACGCCGGAAAAUCCUAAGAACGGAAAAGCUACAUACACAACGUUGUCUUAUAAUUCAAUAGUAAGCUACGAAUGUCGAUAUGGAUAUACUUUAUUAGGUGAUAGCUCGAGUAGAUGUGGAGCUGACAGGAAAUGGAGCGGUGUGCUUCCUACAUGCAAAGAAAUAAAUUGCGGUCAUCCCGGCACUCUUUAUAAUGGUUGGAUUGAGAAUGCUGAUUCUGGAACUGGCUUGGGUGCUAGUGUUAUAUUCAGAUGCCUGCCAGAUAUGCUACUGCAAGGCUUUUCAUCAAGCGUUUGCCAAAUUGAUGGCAGAUGGCAUCAUUCGGUUCCAGAGUGUUUAGCACCAUGUGUCAUCCCAGCAAUUUCACAGGGUAAAGUAAGGCCUAUUGACCCAAUUCUAGAUGAUAAUGGGACAGCAACGACUGUCUUUCCGAUAACAACAACACAUGUUCCACUUUCGUUGCCGUACACUGAAAAGGUUAAUCAUGGAACAAUACUAGAAGUAAAAUGCUCAGAACACUAUGAGUUUCCGAUUAUAUUAGAUAGUCAUCCAACGUGCAAGAAUGGAACUUGGAGUACAAUUCCUCGUUGCAUCCCUGCCAGAUGUAAGGACAUGCCAAAAUCUCCGAAGCACGGAAUGGUUUUAGCUCCUAAAACCGAACAUGGAAUGAAGGCGACAUUUAAAUGUAGGGAUGGAUUUAUGUUGGUAGAUCCAGCUGGGAAAGAGAUUUUGAAUACCUAUGAUCAUGUGGUAACGUGUUCUUUUGGAAACUGGUCUGGAGAAACACCUCAAUGUCAAGAAGUGUACUGCUCAUUUCCGGGAUACAUACCAAAUGGAAAAGUUCUGCUUGUUGGAAACAUGGGGUUGUAUGACUAUCGCCCAUAUGUGAGAAAAGGUCACAAUUAUGGGGGUGAAAAAUUUCUAGGUAAACACAUGGAGUUACUCUUACCUACGAGGGAAUCUUUUUGUUGGAGAAGAAAAAAAUUUCUAUUUUCUAUUGGUAGCUCAUUUUCUUGGUAGCUCGAACUCAAUAAGUGACCAAUUUUAUGAAAUAAGUAAAGGUCUUAUCUCCAAGGAUAGACUGAUAUGGACAAUAAACAGCAAAACUCUAAACUUUUAAGCAGAAAAUAUGAUAUAUAAGUUUUUGGUGAACGCACAGAGAAAAAUAGACCACAUAAAAUAGAACAAAAACAAUAAGAUUUCUCUAUGGUUUUCAUCCAAGAAGGAAACCUUAUUAAAACAAUCGGGUUUUCCUUAUUGUUUUAAAAUCUGCAAAAAAAUAAAAAAAAAGAUGACCAGGCUGGGAAUCGAACUGGAGACUUCAAAUCAUUAGUGGCCCACCUUACCAUCUGAACCAACCUGCCAUGAAAAUAUUGAUCGCGAUUUUUGUUCUAGUGCUAAGUUGCAAAAAAAAUCAACUUUUCAGUCAAAUUUUAAUAAGAUUUUCUCUAUAAAAAUAAUAAGAAAUCUCCUUAAAAAAACCUUAUUUAUCGUUGAUUUUAAUAAGAUUUCCUUAUGAAAUGUAUGGACGGUAAAACAAUAUGGCAAUCGGUUAGUUUUUAGCGGGUCAUAUUUUUCUCUGUGCGGGCUUCAGGUCAAAUGCAACAAAUAUUUUCUUUUUGUCACAACGUUUCGUCCAUGUAUAUGGACGUCAUCAGGUGAACAAUGGUUUCUAUUUAAGCAUUGAUAAAUAUUAUAAGAAAUGUUAACAAAUUAUUCACAACACAGUAAAACUUACAAAAAUUAUUGUUACAUUUAAAUUUAAUAAUAAACUUCUUACAACUACACAGUAUAAAGUUUAACUGACGAGUAACAUGUCCUACAAACAUAACAUGAAAAAUUUAUUUGAACAUCACACACAUAGAGAUCAUGUUGCAGAGCUUUUUCUUUUUCUCUUCUCCACCAAAUGUUUGUACUGUGGGCUGACAUCUUCCAUAUCGGUUCUCCUGUUCAUUUUGUUAUCCGAUAUGGUAUGGGGGGUAUAAAAUGAAAAUUGAUGGAAGCAUUAGUACAAAAAUUACCUAUAGUUUCUUGGUUAGAAAGUUUGAACAACAUAUCACGCAGUUCUUUAAGUUUUGACUGUGCGCCAACAAAAUUUGUCGCAUUAUCACAAUGGAUGGUUUUAGGGAGACCUCUACGACCUAUUAUCCUUUUAAAGGCUGCUAUAAAGGCAUCCGCUGAAAGAUCAGACAAAUCUUCUAAAUGGACUGCUUUCGACGAAAAAUAGACAAAGACAGCCACAUAUGUUUUGUAUGGCACCUUGCCACGAAUUUUGUAAUAAGUGUAUAUUGGACCACAAAAGUCCACUCCGCAACAUAAAAAUGGGUGAGAUUGGGUCAAUCUAGCAGCAGGCAAAUCUCCCAUUACCUGCUCAAACAACUUUGGCCUGUAUCUGGCACAGUGUGGGCAUUUUCGAACUACCCAUCUUGCUACCUCACGAACAUUGACAAUCCAAAAUGUUUGUCUCGUCUGCGCGACAAGAGCCUUUGGACCAGCAUGUUAAUUUGAAAGGUGAAGAUGUCUGACGAGAGUUUUGGUGAAACUGCAAUCUUUUGGCAGUAAAAGUGGAUGCUUGCUUUCCUCUGGGAUGUUUGCAUGCUUCAAUCGGCCUCCGACUCUUAACAAACGAAUUCAACUGAAAUCAUCAACCUCGAUAAACGGACUUAGAGCUUUUAUAGAAUCUUUAAGUGAUUUGUUUUUAAUAAUGGCUUCGAUUUCUUCCGGAAAGUACUUCUUUUGAAUUAUAUAAACGAUGAUUUUUAGCGAAUUUUCUAGCUCGUUAGCUGUUAGAUACUCAUUUGGAAAUGGUAUUCUCCAUACUCGUAGGUUGAGAUACCUUUUGACGUAUGCGAAGAUUCGUAUCAAUUUUGUAAACGAGCUCACUCUUUCUAUUUGAUCGAGAUAGUAGUUUGGUUCGAGCUGUUGACAACUUAGAACCGUUUGUCUUUUUUCCAAUGAAGGUUCUUCUGGAGAAAGAUGGAUUUCUGCUGUGGAUGGCCAUUCUUCUUCUUCGUUCACCAGAAAUGAUGGACCUCCAAACCAAAGGGAAUUUUUAAUCUCAUCUACCGUGCAUCCUCGCGAAACUACAUCUGCCGGAUUUUCGUGUGUUGGGACGUGUCUCCGAACCACCUCUUUUGUUGUAUCCUGGAUUUCUGCAACUUGAUUUCCAACAAACGUAUUCAGUUUCGACGAAUGAGUAGAAAUCCAAUGCAACACAAUUGUCGAAUCAGUCCAGAAAUACGCCUUCGAGUAGUUUGAAUCUACAAUUUUUUGAAUUUUGACCCAGAGUUUGGCUAGAAGGUGUGCUGCACAAAGUUCUAGUCUAGGAAGUUGUCUCUUUUUUGCGAGUGCAACUCGAGACUUUGCGACUAACAGCUUCACAUUAACUGACCCAUAGGAAUCUAAACUUCGCAAAUAUAUACAGCAUCCAUAAGCCUUCAUUGAUGCGUCUGUAAAACCAUGGACUUCACAACUUAUUUUGUUUUCAAGAAAAACAUAUCGAGGAAUGUGCAAAUGUUGGAGUGAGUGAAGAUCAGUGAUGAAUUGAAUCCACUCUGCUUCAAUUGCUUCUGGAAUGGAUUCAUCCCAAUCCAGCUUUUCUAUCCAAAGCUGCUGGAGAACUAUUUUUGCUCGGAUUAUGAUGGGACUUAGCAAACCCAUUGAAUCAAAGAGUGAAGAUGACAGUGAGAGAAUUGAUCUCUUGGUAUACUUUGUAUAGGUUUGGUUGGGUUUAUACGAAAAACUAAAUUGAUUCGUACUAGGAUUCCAAGCUAUACCCAAAGUACUAGUUAAAUUUGAUUCGGUAAGCUUAAUUUAUUUUCUUGUAGCUUCUUGAAUCAAAGAAAAAUGAUUGCUAUUCCAUUUCGACAGCUCAACCCAGCAGAAUUCAGGAUGGAAACUACUUCGUUCCUUUUGCGAGUUAACGUUUCUAAAUCGUCUGCCCCAGUUAGCAUGUCGUCCACAUAAAAGUCGUUGCUAAGACAUGAAGCACCUAAACUGAAGCGGUCUUGAUUUGUAUAUGCCAAGUAUUGAAGACAACGAAUUGCCAGGAACGGAGCUGAUGAAGUACCAUAUGUGAUGGUGUUUAAUUGAUAAGUUUAAACUGGAGUUUGUGAAUUCUCUCUCCACAAAAUAUACUGCAAACUUCUUUGCGAUGGAUGUACCAAGACUUGUCGAUACAUUUUGACGAUGUCUCCAGUCAAGGCAUAUCUAUAUAGUCGAAAGUGAAGCAGUGUUAUGAGAAGUUCGUCCAAGACAAGCUCCAAGACAAGACAAGAAGGAUCUUUCUUCAAAGGCAAUUGGACCAUAAGACGACCACUUGGAAGAACCUCUACUGUUUUUAUGAAAUGAUUCAAUUCAAUUUCAAUUUUGUUUUAUUGAACAUACUAUAUACAAUUGACUUAAGCUUAACUUAUUUCUAAUAAGAUACAUUGAUUGAUACAAAAUUUUUGGCACAUAUGGGGCCUAACCUUAUACAAUGGAUAAAAGAUAAAAUAUAUAUAAAUAUAGUACAUGAAUAGCUUAAUUUUACAAGUCUGCUGACUAGGU